This is a messenger RNA of Leishmania major strain Friedlin, 750 nucleotides long. RefSeq lists its product as hypothetical. The coding region runs from base 1 to 750 and encodes 249 amino acids. The transcript has a single exon. NCBI's taxonomy places the organism in Eukaryota, Euglenozoa, Kinetoplastea, Trypanosomatida, Trypanosomatidae. The record is from RefSeq and is a predicted model, not a curated record.
AUGCGGCGACUGCCACUCUUUUGCAGACGCCCCAGUCGCUGCUGCGGCGCCACUGCUAGCGGCAGCGGCAGCAGCAGUGCCGCUGUCCUCGCCGCCUCGGCAGCGCCAUCGGUGUUGGUGUUGGCCGCGCGCGGCAUUGCGACUAGCGGUCGUGUCACGAACGAGGACCGCCGCUGGUGGCUCGUGCACCUCGAGUGCGCGCCGGAUGUGACACCCGGCACGUUCGUCUCGUGGCUCGACUGUUGUGGCACCCACACCACCAAGAAGUUGAUCGAGCGCAAUAUUUGGACCAUCGAGCAGGUAGCGGAGCUCGACUCGGACCGCGUCGACGAGCUCAAGUACAAGGAGGGCUGCCUGAAGAUGGACGUUGUCUGGGAGCACGCGCGCACCAUAAUCACUCCGCUGAAGCAGCGCGAGGUUAGCGGCGGUGUUGAGUCGCAGCUGCAGAGUCGCAUUCUGGAGCUGCGCAAGAAGCGUGAGCUGGAGCGGCAGCGCGAGUUGCUUGCGAGGGAGCGGGCGACGGUGAGCGACAAGCGUGAGGAGACGCUGCGGCGGCUACGGGAGAGCGUUGCCGCCAAGAAGGCGGCGCUGCGUAAGAAGCUGGACGAGCAGCACGGGGAGGCGACACCAGCGGCCUCGGAGAGCGCGUCGACGGAGGCGCAUAGGGGGACCGCAGAGGCAGCUGUGGAGGAUGAAGCUGUAGGCAAUAUUGUGGAUCGAAUGAGUGGUGGGAACCCACCUCGUGCGUAG